AGUUUCAUGGUGGCAACAUAUUAUGUAUGCGGGGAAACAAAAAACAAUACAUGUAUACAAGACUAAAUUUCACACAUUGUUGCAGUUAAUGCCUGGUUUCACAUGAAGUCAAUUAGAUUCUGUUAGAAGAAUACAGUAUGGCAGAAAGUUCAGAACAUACCACAGGAACGAACGCAAGUGGGUUUCGGUCACCACCAGAGAGUUAUGUAUUCGACAAUCUUAUUGCUGAUCUUUCAAAUGCAAUAACAAAAGAAGAACUGAAAGAUCUCAAGCAACGAUUCAAAAAUGUGCAACAUGUAGAGAGUCCACUAGAGAUGUUCGGCUAUCUGAGAGAUCAAAGAUUUAUUGGCCCUCACAACAUACUGUAUAUCCAGCAAAUCGUUCGUGUUCUUGAAAAAGAAGAUCUGGUUGAAAAGUUGGAAAGAUAUGUAACCAUGUUUGAGGAGGAUAAGGUUCUUCAUUUUUUUCCAGAGAUAACAGUUACAGCUGACGGUUAUAGUAUGAUCAAGUAUCAUAUCAAAGGUAACGGGAUUUCGGAAACUAGUCAACUGGAAGAGUUUCGGAGAGAAGUAGCUCGGUUAUUGAUUUGUCCUCUCCAUGAAGUCAACAUUAACGGUAUACAAGAAACGAAUAGCACUAUCUUAACACUAAUGAUUCCAACAAUGUAUGUUGAUUUCCUUGCUAAACGACUGGACAAACACAAUCAACGAAUCAUAAGGUCAUUCAUGGAACUAAACGUUGACACAGUGACCUUCAAUAACAAUGAGUUAAAGCUUCAGAUGGAAGGAAAGUUCUAUACGGCUAAGAAAGGAAGUCGUGAGCAUGGAGAGGUUAAAUUUGCCGAAAAAGAAAACAUUAAAACUCAACGAGAUGCAAUCAAGCAACAAACAACAAACGCGCAAACAGUGAGAAAAAUUGAAAAAAGAUCUCGCGAAAAAAAUGGAAUCGUAACAAACGGUCAUAGAAGAAGUAUUUCCCCACCUAGGAAGAUUUUAGUUUUAUGAUAUUCUUAAACAUAAGAUACCAUGAUUGAACUUCUAAAAAGUGAUGUUAAAACAAUAAAAGACGAACAUUUAGAGAGACGUCAUUUUAACGUAUUUGUUAAGGAUAGUGACAAUUAUGUCAUUAGAAAAGCAUCUAAAUAUCAACCAAUGCAUUUUUCAGGCGUAAAAUUAAAAAGUUAUGUUAUUUAAACGAAUGGAUUUUAGGACGGUCUUUAGGGAUACCGUUUUUCUCUAUGUUACUUUUUGAAAUUGAUAUUGUUUAGAAGACCUGCUUUAUUAGAAUAUCAUAUUCGUGUAGAUUCAAUACUAAAUUUAUUGAACUCGUUAAAUAAAACAAUAUUAUGCUCGCCAGAGGCUUGCAUAAUAUGAUUUUAUUCAACUCGUCCAAUAUGUUUAGUAUAAAACCUACAGUCAUUCAAUAUCCUCUAUACAUGUUAUAUUAUUUUCGAGAAAUCGGUAGAGAAAAAAGAAAAAAAGAAUCGUGAGUUGUUAGAUUGUUAUUAUAAGAUGAAAAGUGUCAGCGAGGUAAUACAAUUUAGAAGUUAAUAUUUAUUAUAAAAAUAACUUAUAAAAAUAAAGAACUUAAGAAAAAAUGGAAGAAUGGAUUAUGCAAGGGUCAAGUCCAUGUCAGAGUGAAAUAUUUAUCAUUCAAAAUGAUCUAUACGUUAAAUGUGAUUUUGAACCUGUGAAAAUA
This is a messenger RNA of Ruditapes philippinarum (Manila clam), 1698 nucleotides long. RefSeq lists its product as uncharacterized. Lineage: Eukaryota; Metazoa; Mollusca; Bivalvia; Venerida; Veneridae. The coding region runs from base 138 to 1004 and encodes 288 amino acids. Gene Ontology annotation, biological process: regulation of apoptotic process. The transcript has 6 exons. The record is from RefSeq and is a predicted model, not a curated record. Gene Ontology annotation, molecular function: protein binding.